This is a messenger RNA of Leptopilina boulardi, 1606 nucleotides long. RefSeq names its product cytochrome b-c1 complex subunit 2, mitochondrial (gene UQCR-C2). Gene Ontology annotation, cellular component: mitochondrion. Gene Ontology annotation, molecular function: metal ion binding. Lineage: Eukaryota; Metazoa; Arthropoda; Insecta; Hymenoptera; Figitidae. The record is from RefSeq and is a predicted model, not a curated record. The coding region runs from base 101 to 1426 and encodes 441 amino acids. The transcript is spliced from 7 exons.
ACGAUUUCAGAGACAUCUGGCGGAUUCUUGAUCUUUUUCUUUCGAUUUCGUGGAGACAUUUUUUCACAAGUGUCUUGGUGAUAUUUAAAGGACUAAAAAUAUGGCUUGUUCAGCAGUGCGGAGUCCUAUUUUACGAAAUUCUUCGGUUCGUCAUUAUGCACUUGCAGCAACUGCUCAAGCUUCAUUACCAUCUCCUGACGUUCAAGUUUUAGGAAAUAAAAUUACUGUUGCUGCUGUUGAUUCCAACAGCCCCGUAACACAAGUAUCUAUUGUUUUCAAAGCUGGUUCUCGAAAUGAAACUUACGACACACAAGGAAUGUCUCAUCUUCUUAGAAUAGCAGCAGGAUUGACAACAAGUCGAUCCACUACUUUUGGAAUAACAAGAAAUAUUCAGCAGAUGGGAGCUAAUAUAACAGCGAGUGCUGAUCGUGAAACUAUUGCUUAUACAGUACAAGUUCUUCGUGAUAAAGUAAAUCAAGCUUUGCCUUUCUUGGAGGAUGUGGCAACUCGUCAGGUAUUUAAACCUUGGGAAAUUUCUGAUUCUUCUCCCAGAUUACGAUAUGAAAUUUCAACUGUACCUGAGGAAUGUCGAAUAGUAGAACUUUUGCAUAAGGCAGCUUAUCGUACUGGUUUAGGUUUCUCGCUGUACUCACCAAAAAGACAAAUUGGAGAGAUUAGUACAGAAACUCUUCAACAUUAUGUUUCCACUUGGUUCUCGGGCUCAAGAUGCGCAGUUGUAGGCACUGGAAUUUCUGCCACAGAAUUAAGUGAUUUCGCUUCGAAAUUGCAUGUUAGUUCAAACGACUGUAAAACAGAAGCUGCAAAGUAUUAUGGAGGUGAUGCACGUAAGGAACGUAAUUCACCGAUAGCAAGUGUUGCAGUGGCUUUUGAAUCUGCUGGAUUAGAGAAAGGAAAUGAAGCCAUUGCAUUUGCAAUUUUAAAAGCUGCUGCAGGCUCAGGACCUUGUGUAAAAUGGGGAAAUGGUGCAUCUCCUUUAAUAAAGGCAAUUACUUCAGCAACUGGUAACGAGCCAGUUGCUGCCACUGCAUUUAAUGCAAGUUACGCUGACUCUGGUUUGUUUGGUUGUAUCUUACAAACAACUCCUGAGGUUGCAGGACAGGCUACGAAAGCUGCUUUCAAAUGGUUACGAACUGCAAAUAUAUCCGAUACUGAUGUUGCUCGUGGUAAAGCAGCACUAAAAGCAGCUGUUUUGGGUGCAACUGAAUGUGGAGAAACACAAUUGGAAAAUCUUAGUCAACAAGUUUUGUUGAGAGGAAAAGUACUUUCACCAUUAGAACUUGCGGCUGAAGUAGAUAAAGUUUCAGCCGCCGAUGUUAAAAACGCAGCCAAAAAACUCAGCAGUGCACGGCCCACGGUAGCAGCAAUUGGAAAUAUUAAAACAGUUCCCUAUUCUGAUCAACUAUAAAAAAAUUAGAUUUCAAACAAAAAAAAUCAACACAGUAAUUAAACAAUUUACAAUCCGUUAUUUAUAUAAAAUAUGAAAAACAUGUUCUAUUGUUAUAUCAAUAAAAUAUGAUAAAGGGUCGUGUUUUUCAGCAAUUCACGUAAUUGUGUAAAUAAUAUAAUAAAAAUAUUAAAAGAUUUA